Myripristis murdjan (pinecone soldierfish) is the source of this 1323-nucleotide messenger RNA. It is a transcript of the gene dtwd1, whose product is annotated as DTW motif tRNA-uridine aminocarboxypropyltransferase 1. The record is from RefSeq and is a predicted model, not a curated record. Lineage: Eukaryota; Metazoa; Chordata; Actinopteri; Holocentriformes; Holocentridae. Gene Ontology annotation, biological process: tRNA modification. Bases 298 to 1212 code for a protein of 304 amino acids. The transcript is spliced from 6 exons. Gene Ontology annotation, molecular function: tRNA-uridine aminocarboxypropyltransferase activity. Gene Ontology annotation, cellular component: nucleus.
CUAAAACAGAAUCACUUUCCUUUCACGUGGGAGCUGCACUUCCGGCGUAGAAGAAGACGCGCACGCUGUACUGCUACUGUAGCAGACUGGGAUGUUGCUAACUUCAAACCUUUUCCUGUGCUUGUUUCUCUCCAUCAAUGAUCUCAUCUGUCUGAAAGAAAGGACUGGAAUUUCAAGAAGGGCAGCAGAGCUUCUCUUCAAACAAACCGUAGCUUUGACUGUUUGCUAUUCAUGUUUGGCCCAUUUCCUUGAGGAGGUUCUGCAAGCAUCAGUCCGUCAACAUUUUAAGAGCAAGACAUGAGCAGCCUGGACCAAGACCAGCGUCUCCAUCCCAGUUGCCCUGACAAAACAACAGUCUCCAGUGAUUCAUCGGACACCCAUGAGCUUGCCGAGAAACCUCUCCAAGGUCUAAGAUUGGCAUCGCAUGAGGUUCUGGAGGAAGCGCAGCAGAAGGGCAGGCUAAAGUGCUCUAAAUGUGGAGGAUCAAGGAUGUUCUUUUGCUACACAUGCUGCUCAUUAGUUGGUGUCAACCAGGAAGAAAUCCCUUCAAUCAAGCUUCCUGUGAAGAUAGACAUCAUCAAGCAUCCCAAUGAGACAGACGGCAAGAGCACGGCAAUCCAUGCCAAGAUCCUUGCUCCCAGUGACGUCACCAUAUACACUUACCCCUGCAUACCUGAGUUUGAAACAGAUGAGGCAGUGUUGGUGUUUCCUGGUCCAGGGUCAGUUACAGUGCAAGACAUGUUGCAGUGUUUGCAUGACAGAUCUGACAGAAAGUCUCAUGACUCCCUUGAUGAGCCCGACCCAAAGAGGCGGAGAAGUGAGGAAGCACUUGGGGCCACACACAUUGCUGAAGACCUGGGGUCAAGGACCCCAGAUGAGGCUAAGGGCUUGGAGUCAAGGGUGUAUCCCCUCCAGAGGGUGGUCUUUAUCGACAGCACAUGGAACCAGACCAACAGGAUCAUCACAGAUGAGAGACUGCAAGCUUUGCUCCAGGUGGAGCUGAAGAUGAGGAAAACAUGUUUCUGGCGCCAUCAGAAGGGCAAGCCAGAGACCUACCUGGCUACAAUUGAGGCCAUUUACUACUUCCUUAAGGACUACCAUGAGCUUUGCCUGGCUCAGGAGUACAGUGGAGAAUAUGAUAACCUCCUCUUCUUCUACUCCUACUUGCACUCACUCAUCACCAAAGCCAAGGUUUCAGCUGGAAAAUGCUGAGAGGAAAUGACUGUCAUGAACUGCAGCUAAAGAGCGGAUUUAUCUUCCUGUCAUGUCCAGUUUAUUUCCUGUCUUCAACAGUGAUUUGAUUUCAUAAAGGAAUAUUGUGAC